Salvia miltiorrhiza (redroot sage) is the source of this 801-nucleotide messenger RNA. RefSeq lists its product as uncharacterized. The record is from RefSeq and is a predicted model, not a curated record. The transcript has a single exon. NCBI's taxonomy places the organism in Eukaryota, Viridiplantae, Streptophyta, Magnoliopsida, Lamiales, Lamiaceae. Bases 1 to 801 code for a protein of 266 amino acids. Gene Ontology annotation, molecular function: zinc ion binding.
AUGGAGGAGAUGAAAGCUGAGAGUCAGGAAGCACACACAGAUUUUAUGAACAGGGAAUACCACAGGUUUUGUAGAUGCUUUAUCUCUACACAUUGUCUAUCUGAUAUGGUUGAUAAUAAUGUCUCUGAGACAUUUAAUGGCUAUAUAGUGAAAGCUAGGGCUAAGCACAUAAUCACCAUGUUAGAAGACAUUAGAGUUACUUUAAGGGGGAGACAGUACAAAAAGCUGGGGUUGGUGACUGAUAGUACUGAAAAACUAUGCCCAAACAUAAGAAAAAAACUUGACAAACUGAGAUAUGAUGCCAGAAUAUGCCAAGCCUAUCCUGGUUUAGGUGGCAAAUUUGAAGUAAGUUGUUAUGAUGAUAGGUUUGUGGUUCAGUUAGGUGAAAAGCAUUGUAGUUGUAGGCAGUGGGAUAUCAGUGGGAUACCUUGCAAGCAUGCCAUAGCAGCCUUGCAUUUUAUGAAUGAGGAACCCACAGAGUAUGUGCAUGAAUGCUACUCUGUGGAGAAAUACUUGAAGGCUUAUGCAUAUGGCUUAGAGCCUAUCAAUGGGGAAAAAAUGUGGCCAAAGGGUGUUGGUUAUCCAGUGCAACCUCCAUUGAUUAGGGCUAUGCCAGGAAGACCAAAAAAGAAGAGGAGAAGAGAUGUAGAUGAGAGGGAUCCAAACAACAACACAAGGCUGAAAAGAAUUGGGAUUAGGAUGACAUGUCAAAACUGCCUUCAAGUUGGUCACAAUGCAAGGUCUUGCAAAAACGAAAAAGUGGUCAGAGAAGAAGGAAAUCAGGUUGGAUUAUUAACUUAA